AUGAGAUUGAUUUCCACGAGUAUGCAGGCUAGAAAGAUGUUAUUUGCUGCUAUUCUAUUUAUUUGUGCAUUAAGUUCAAAGAAGAUCUUAAUCUAUAAUGAAGAAAUGAUAGUAGCUUGUUGUUUUAUAGGCUUUCUCAUAUUCAGUCGGAAGAGUUUAGGUAAGACUUUCAAAGUGACUCUCGACGGGAGAAUUCAGGCUAUUCAGGAAGAAUUGCAGCAAUUCCUCAAUCCUAACGAAGUAGUUCUUCUGGAAUCCAAUGAACAACAACGAUUACUUAGGAUCAGCUUAAGAAUUUGUGGCACCGUAGUAGAAUCAUUACCAAUGGCACGCUGUACGCCUAAGUGCGAAAAGACAGUGCAAGCUUUGUUAUGCCGAAACCUAAAUCUUAAGUUAGCAACACUUCUAAAUGCCACUUCUUCCCGUCGCAUCCGUCUUCAGGACGAUCUAGUCACAAAGUUUUACGUCUUAGUGAGUGCAGGAUUUUCCCCCUACUGUCUGUUGAAAGCUAAAAAAGUAGAACUCAUUCGAGAGGGCUUGGUGGUCUUAAGAAAGGUUCGGGUGGGGGGUUCUCUUAAGAAUAAAGAGGAUGAAUAG
This is a messenger RNA of Dovyalis caffra, 597 nucleotides long. NCBI's taxonomy places the organism in Eukaryota, Viridiplantae, Streptophyta, Magnoliopsida, Malpighiales, Salicaceae. The record is from the annotation of a GenBank genome assembly.